AUGCGUAAGCCAGUAUUCUUAGCUGCUGUCCGUCUCCUUUCUCGGUCCCUUGCUGCUCCGGCACCAGCACCACGACAGCUUCCUAACCUUGUUGAUGGCGUGCUUGGGCUCGUUGGUGGACUUCUGAAGGAUGUGGAUAGUGCUGUUGCAGCCGGCAAUCCGACAGCUGUCAGUGCUGCAUUGGUAGAGAUUCAGCCCACCUCAAAACCUACCGCAAUCUCUCAAGUGCUGUCAAAGCAGGCAUCUAUCUGGGCAUCACCCACUCGGACAGACUUCUACGGUGGUAUCGCCACGCAAGUCGCCAAUGGUCUGGGACCGGUUUUGGACGGGACUCUCACCACUGCGCUCCAAGGCGGCCUUCCUGUAGGCGAUAAUAGCAUCAACAACAACAACAGAGUUGUUGCUGGGUUAUAUCCCAAGAAGCAGGGAACGACCGAUGCUCCCUACUCCGUCUCGGAAGCUAGCCUGCGCGCCGCAAUCUUCAUCCCACCGGGCUUCACCUAUGGCAACAAGACGCCUGUCCUCUUCGUCCCCGGUACAGGCGCAUACGGCGGCGUCAACUUCGCGAACAACCUCCGCAAGCUGCUCACCGGCAAAUCCUACGCAGACCCCGUCUGGCUUAAUGUCCCCGGCGCUAUGCUUGACGACACCCAAACCAACGCCGAAUACGUCGCGUACGCAAUAAAUUAUAUCGGCGCCCUAUCCGGCAGCGUCGAGGACCCCAAGAAAAUCGCCGUCAUCUCCUGGUCCCAGGGCGGCCUCGACACCCAAUGGGUUCUGAAGUACUGGCCCAGCACCCGCAAAAUCGUCCAGGACUUCCUCCCCAUCUCGCCCGACUUCCACGGCACCGUGCUUGCCAACGCGCUCUGUCUGGCACCCACCUCGCAGCUCGGCGCCGUCCCCUGCCCACCCAGCGUCAUCCAGCAACAGUACACCUCAAGCUAUAUAACACAGUUACGCCGCAACAACGGCGAUCGCGCGCUCGUGCCCACCACAACGUUCUACUCCGCGCUCUUCGACGAGGUUGUUGAGCCGCAGCAAGGCACCGCCGCGUCGGCGUUCCUGCCCGCUGGCGACAGCGCGCCAGCCUCCAAUAACGAGGUGCAGAGCGUGUGUGCGCUGCAGCCCGGCAGCGGGUUCUACGGGCAUGCGGGCGUGCUGUUUCAUCCGCUCACGUGGGCGCUGGUAAUCGAUGCGCUGACGCACCCAGGGAGUACGGGGCAGGUGGGGCGAAUUGAUAGACAGAAGGUUUGUGGGGAUUUGGUGGCGCCGGGGUUGGACCUGGAUGAUGUGCUUGCGACGAGUGGGUUGAUUGCGAUCGCGGGCGUGUCGUUGCUGACGUCUCCGAAGAAGAGGGUCACGGAGCCGCCGUUGAGGGAAUAUGCUACGUUCUAG
Molecule: messenger RNA, 1395 nt
Organism: Boeremia exigua
Lineage: Eukaryota; Fungi; Ascomycota; Dothideomycetes; Pleosporales; Didymellaceae
Exons: 2
Coding region: 1-1395 (464 amino acids)
Source: RefSeq, a predicted model, not a curated record